Schistocerca piceifrons (Central American locust) is the source of this 525-nucleotide messenger RNA. Its product is annotated as cytochrome b5-like. Gene Ontology annotation, cellular component: membrane; intracellular membrane-bounded organelle. NCBI's taxonomy places the organism in Eukaryota, Metazoa, Arthropoda, Insecta, Orthoptera, Acrididae. The record is from RefSeq and is a predicted model, not a curated record. Bases 1 to 525 code for a protein of 174 amino acids. The transcript has 2 exons. Gene Ontology annotation, molecular function: heme binding.
AUGGAGGAACCUGUGAAGCUGUUGAGUAUGGCUGAAGUGGCGAAGUGCAAGGACAGAAAUCGUACUGUCAUGGUAAUAAACAACGCCGUGUACGACAUCACUGCGUUUUUGGACGAUCACCCCGGAGGCGCGGAAAUUCUCAUAGAGCAAGCUGGGAAGGAUGCUACAGAUGUUUUCGAAGAUGUUGGUCAUUCUACUGAUGCGAAGGAAAUGAUGGAAAAAUACAAAAUUGGCGAACUUGUUGAGGAGGACCGCGUCCAAAGAACAGCGAAGCCAUCAGCGAUCUCAGACACUGGAAAUGAAACAAAUUUUAGUUACUGGAAACUGUGCGCCGUAUCUGUUGCAUUAGUAGCUGUUGCCACGAGAGCGUUUGCUGGCAGCCACCAGCUGAGCCGAGAGCCGCCGGUGUCCGGGCUAGGCGUGCUCGUGGCGGCAAUGAGGAAGUCGCGUGUCCGUGGCGUGCCAUUUCCCGAGUUAGCGUGCGCCCCCAACCCUGCGGGAACAUGUACUGUGCUGCGCGCCUAG